GUAGUAAAUCUUUAACAUUUUGGGUAUCAGUAACGAAAAGGAUGAAACACGGUAAGAAACGGAAGAUGAAGCGGAGUGAUACUGAUACGGAUUCUGAAAUGGAUGCAUCCACCAGUACGCAGCAAGAAAAGAGGAGGGAAUCUCCUACAACAAGUAGUAGUACUGCAGCCCCUAAUCAAAAACAUCACUGUAGCGAAUCUCAACCGUGCAGCAAAUGUAGUAAUACUAUGCCAUUUCUGCCCACACUUGGAGAUUUUAACAAAUUUCCAUUAGAAAUAUUUGAAAUCAUUUUAGGAUAUAUUUCAGUGAAAGAUAUCAGUAUGAUGUGCAUAGUAUCAAAAAUUAUCAGAAAUCGUGUUGUUAAUUACAUCUCCUCUCCCUAUGGAAAUAGGAGAUUUUUCCCACAGGAUUUUCAUGACCAGGAUGACUCUACUGCAGCCUCCAUUCUGGAACACUACAGUUCAUUAGGCUUAUUGUUUAAGAGGUGCACUUUACUGCUCCCUACAAAAGAGAGGCUGAAGUACAUAAACAAAAAGUUUGCAGAAAUUUCCUGUUUCCAAUUCUAUGGCUGCUUAGAUCCUUUGAACUGUUUGGGAUUACAUUGUUAUGGAGUAUUUUUACAGACCUUAACAGCUGGUUGGGAUGAAGAUGAAUGUGAAAGAGUUUACGAUUUUCUCUGCGAUGUCACCAGUUUACCUCAGAGAAUACAGAGAAUUGUCAGCGGCAAGCCUGGACGUUUCCGUAAAUUGGAAUUGAGGAUAAGGUCAUUUUGCCGUGGUGUACUUCUAAACCAUUGGAUUCAUGAGACUGAUUCAAUAUUUUGGCUGACCUGUAUUUUAAAGCCGUGGCCAAUUGUAAAUCAAGCUCAGCUGCUGUAUCUAAUGUUUGGACCUACAUCUGAAGAAGAUGGAAAUAUUGAUUGGAGGAAUAUGACUGAUGGGCCAACCGAUGAAAAUAGUUUAAAAGGGUUGGCAGAUGCUAUUAAACUAUUAUACGAAACAGAUAGAGAUGAAUGGAUGGUGGACGAUGUUAUCGGUCUGGUAGAUGAGCUUUCAGUAAUCCCUCAGGAAUGGCAUCUUGAAAACAGUGCUCGUUUUCUUAUUAUGUGCGGAAAUACCAUUUGCUUCCCAUUUAUGGCUAGUAAAGCUGUGGAUGGUCAAGCUGUUCCAUUGGCAAGGCUGGUGGUGUUCCAGGCAUUGGUGUGCGAGAAGGACCUCUAUUGCAUGAGCUGGGCUGUAAAAAUGAUGCAGAAAGUCUGUACUGUCUUCACUACUGAAACUGAAAAGAACCUUUUUUUGCAAAGUAUAGAGAAUACCUUUGCACAAAUUAUCAUGGAUGCUCUACAGUUGGUGAUAGCUGGAGAGCAUGAUGAAGAAGAGACUAUCUUUCUGAAUCUUUUUCAUCUGGUCAAUGCACAAGCAAAUUUUCAUAAAGAAAUCCUUUACUUAACCAUGAAUUACUGUGUGUAA
Messenger RNA from Ahaetulla prasina, 1469 nucleotides. RefSeq names its product F-box protein 47 (gene FBXO47). The transcript is spliced from 11 exons. Gene Ontology annotation, molecular function: protein binding. Lineage: Eukaryota; Metazoa; Chordata; Lepidosauria; Squamata; Colubridae. The record is from RefSeq and is a predicted model, not a curated record. Bases 42 to 1469 code for a protein of 475 amino acids.